Messenger RNA from Diatraea saccharalis (sugarcane borer), 1841 nucleotides. The record is from the annotation of a GenBank genome assembly. NCBI's taxonomy places the organism in Eukaryota, Metazoa, Arthropoda, Insecta, Lepidoptera, Crambidae.
UGUCAUCGGCUCGAAAAUUCGACAAACUCACGUCAUGAUACUCUUAAACAUCACUAGUAUUAAGUUAUUUUGUGUGCCCUAUUCUUAAGUUUGUUGUAACGUUUUCUUUUGAUUUUGCUGUUCAAGCCAGUAGACGUAUUUGGAGAAAGCAAUAAUUUACUUCUCCUAUUUAUACCAGACCCAUAUGUUCUUUCUUUCUUUCUUACAUAUACUGCAAAGAAAGAAGAAACGAGGAUUGAAAACUUACGAAGCGAAUUUUUUGUAUGAGAUUUAUUUACAUACUAACAUUCUUAUAUCGCCACGUUCCUAUAUUACCACUGAAAAUAAUGGAGAUUUAUAAAUAUGUCAUCGCUAACAAUGGUCUUUGACGAGAUCGGAGAAAACAAUAGAAGACAAUAGAUCCACGUCGCUUUUUUAUAUUUGACACUUAGAUUGUAUUAAGAUUUACCACAUUGCACACAUAUCGAUUUCUAAUUUACUCAAGUUUUUGGCAUAUACUCAAUGCACAGAAAAAAAUUCACGUUUUCUAGGUUUUACAAUAUUCAUUAGUUUUCAUCCUUUGCAUCUUGACUAGAAGCUUAUUUCAAAAAAGUUAAAUCGAUAAACAGUUUCAACGCUACAAAAGCUCAAUAUAGUAAAACAAAGAAAUGUUUUGUUUUAGUUGUGAUAGUAGCAUAAAAAAUAAGUAUAAAAAACUGAUAUUUUUGAAAAUGCAUUCAAUUAAAUGAAAUUUAAAUUAGAUAUAUUUAUGACUGAAGAGUCACAAGAAACUGAUAUGAAAUUCUCCCAAGAUCCAUUUCAUAAAUCGAUUACAUACACAUUUAUGUCUUAUACAUCGGCGAGUGUUUAUAAAAAUGACCGGUUAUGUUUACAUCGGGGUAGAUACGUAAGAAAUAAAAUAAAUUAUGUGUGCCGCCCGCCUCCGACGCUUUUUCUCUAGGCGGGCGGCGCAUGCACAUCAGUAUUUAAACUGUCGGCGUGGAAGAAGCCCGUUUCUAUUUAAAUUUAGUUUUUUUUUAAAGUUCUGUGAUAAAAGCAAUACUAUGGCGCCCAGAAACAAGGAACAGGAACAGGAGGUCCUGAACUGGAUCUCAGCAGUUAUAGGAGAGCCCGUCGCUACCGUUCCGUACGAAGAUUACUUGAAGGAUGGCAUAGUUCUAUGUAAGCUUAUCAACAAACUAUCUCCUGGUUCAGUUAAGAAAAUCCAAGAGAGAGGAACCAAUUUCCAACUGAUGGAGAAUAUCCAAAGGUUCCAAGCUGCCAUUAAGAAAUACGGAGUCCCCGAGGAGGAGAUUUUCCAAACAGCUGAUCUUUUUGAGAGGCGUAACAUUCCUCAAGUGACUCUUUGCCUGUACGCCCUUGGAAGAAUUACUCAGAAGCAUCCCGAAUGGACUGGCCCACAACUAGGUCCUAAGAUGGCGGACAAGAAUGAACGUACCUUCACCGAGGAACAGCUUAGAGCGCACAAUGCUGAGCUUAACCUUCAAAUGGGUUUCAACAAAGGAGCAUCGCAGUCAGGCCACGGCGGUUUCGGCAACACACGUCACAUGUAAUAAAUCAAAUUACCCAUGCGCACUUAUGCUUGCCUGGUAUCUGAGACCAAAUCCGAUGCAAACGGAUACAAUAAAAUAAAUGUUUUUUUUUCAAAGCAACCAUUUAAAUUAUUAUUAUAGAUCAAAAUAUUCGGUACUCUUCUAAAAUUAUUGCUGUAACUAAACUAUGCUAAUGUAGCAUAAUGAAGCAUAUCUAACAACCAUCAUUUUUGUUAAGACUAUUAUUUAACUAAUAUGUGUAAAUAUUUAAAAACAUUAUUAUUUUUUUAAUAAACCUCGUUCGUAAGU